This is a messenger RNA of Drosophila rhopaloa, 942 nucleotides long. RefSeq names its product spaetzle-processing enzyme-like. Bases 1 to 942 code for a protein of 313 amino acids. The transcript is spliced from 2 exons. Gene Ontology annotation, biological process: proteolysis. Lineage: Eukaryota; Metazoa; Arthropoda; Insecta; Diptera; Drosophilidae. Gene Ontology annotation, molecular function: serine-type endopeptidase activity. The record is from RefSeq and is a predicted model, not a curated record.
AUGACCAAGGCCAAAAAGGAAAUAAUGGAGCAUAGAAAAUGCGCAGAAUACGGUUCCUUGUUGCACCCUAAAUUUGUAUACUGCUGUCCCGAACCGGGAAAUAAGCUACCAAAUAACGGAAAAUGCGGUAAAGGCCCAGCCGUUAACCGAAUUUCGGGUGGUAAACACCCGGAGCUUAAUCAGCUGCCUUGGAUGGCCCUGCUUUUGUAUCGGAACCGCAUAAGUUGGAAAGAGCCACUUGUGGGGGCUUGUGGGGGAUCCCUGAUCACCAACCGAUACGUCCUGACCGCAGCCCACUGUGUGGAUAAAGAAGAUCUCAGGAAGCAGGACUUAGUGAUCCAAAGAGUGCGCUUGGGCGAGCAUGACACCUCCGUCGAUCCCGACUGCCAAUACGGGUACUCUUGGAGUUCAGGAAAGCACUGCGCUCCUCCUCAUCUGGAAAUCGACAUUGAGAAGGUCAUUCCUCAUCCGGGCUACUCCAAAAGCAAUGUAUACCAUUACGACAUCGCCCUGCUACGACUCCAAAUGCCAGUACGCUAUACGCCCGCAAUCAAACCAAUCUGUGUACUGCGAGAUAGCAUCUCCUUAAAGAACACCAGAGUAGCGGGCUGGGGCCAAACGGAAAGCGGAAAUACCAGUCCAGUAUUGCUAGAAGCAACCGUUCAGAAAAUGAAUUCAUCAUUUUGCGAAAAUGUAUAUGAACACACAGAAUUUAAUUCUUCGUUACAAAUAUGUGUUGGUCCGGUGAAUGGAAGUGACACCUGUCUGGGUGAUUCUGGCGGACCACUGAUGGCCACCAUGGGACAGGGCCACCAAGAAUUCGAGUAUGUAGCCGGAAUCACCUCCUAUGGACUUAAAACAUGCGGACGUGAAGGACACAUUGGUAUUUACACUAAAGCUCCACUAUUUUUUAAAUGGAUUAAGGAGAAUCUGAAGGCUUAG